UGCUAGUAUAAAUUCAUGUUAUCACAAGUGCAGUUUCCAUAUUCGCAAUUACUAAAAAAUGUCGAUCCAUUCUCUCCCAAUAGAGGUGUUACAGAAGAUUUUCACCUAUUUUUCAUAUCGAGAACUGCUGCCAUUGUCGCUUGUUUGCCACUGCUGAAAUGAGGCAUCGGUAAAAUUUAUCGUGUACAAGGGAAAGCUCAACGUGACUCGAGCUUUACGGGACUCGGAAGAAUGUGCUGAGAAAGGCCGUCUUAUCAACCCAUCUGUUGUGAUUGGAAAUAUUGCGCGUGAUUACCGAGCGCUUGUGGUGGAAGACGGGCAGCAACAUGAACCCACCAUAGCAGCGUGUGUCCAACGGUUUCCGAUUAUCGAUGCACUUCAAUUAGAGGAUGUUUUGUGCUGGGAUCUGCAUUGCCUUUACACUACGUACCAGGGCUGGUUUACUCAAUGCAGAUUAAUUGUUGUUUCACUGCAAAGCUGUCAUGGGAGCAAAAUGGCAGAUGAGCCGUUGGCCUGCAUUUGGACCAUGACGAAUUUGAAACGAUUGGUUUGGCUAGAAUGUGACUAUGACCCUUUGCGGAAAGUUACCAUCAACGCUCCUAAUUUGGAAUCGAUUUAUUUGAAGGGCAGUAAAGGUUCAUCUCCCGGCGAAAUAAGGCUCCAAUGUGCCCUGCUAAAACAUAUCGAAUGUAAGCCAAAAGAGCAUGAUUUUCCUGACAUGUUAAUAACGGAUCUCGGAAGCGUCGAAACACUACAGUUGAUUCUUGAAAAUAGAAGAGACCUCGAGUUUUUGCGAGGAUUACGCCAGUUGGCAGAUUUGGAUAUGACUUUCCGCUGCAAGAUGAAAUACUUGGAUGAACUAAUGGACACAUGCGCUGGGCUGCCCAUAAGGAUAUUGAAUAUUUCAUGUUUCUUCGAAAAGUGCUCUGUCAAUUUGGAACAAUUUUUCGCUAAUUUUACUGAAUUAGAAUCCCUGAUGCUACGCCACGUGGAAGUCUAUGCCGAAUGCGAAAUUCUCUUGAGGAAAUUAAAAAAUCUACAACUUCGAUCGAUCAAAUAUUGCGAAGACGUUACCUUAAACGUCCCAAGCUUGACAAAUCUGACGCUCGAGUCGAAUAUCAUCGACAAAAUAAUCUUUACUAAUGCCAGCAGUCUUUCGAAUCUUAUUACAUACUUAACUUCGAAAAAAUUGAAAAACUCCCUCGAACAAACUGUUUUUCCAUUUCUAGACAUCCAUAGAAAUGUGGAAAGUCUUACAUUGAUCAACGACAGUUUUAGAAAAAGUGAUGACUUUCUCGAUAUAUCAACUAACGCCCACAUACUGUUGAAUCUACAAAGUCUUGAAUUGCGCUUGAUCAACGUGACAGUUGAUUUCUUCCGAGUUUUCGUUGAGUCGAAACGAUUAAAGAAUCUGACGCUGACCGAUUGUAACAUCGAUUGUAGAGGCCUGCCGGAUGGAGAACACAUUCGGUUGGUCUCGGUUGAGUGCCUGAAUACUGGGCAACGGUGCUACCUGAAAAACACAACGCGGGCCGAUUUUCCUCUGCUGGCGGGGGGCAUUACUGGGGAUUUAUUAGGAUAAUGGAUGCACUUUAUAUAGGGGGAAUUACCUAUUCUCGGCCGUUCUGUUCUCUUCGUCUUAGUUUUUUUUUGUAACCUAUUGAACACAGAGUGUGUCUCAAAUUCUUCCCAACUAAGCUGAAUUAUAUAGCCAAGUUUCAGGAAAUUUGGCUGACAAAAACCCCCCAUGACGAACAGUACAAACCUGCCGAUAAUACCCAUUGUCACCCUAGUUUCUAGAUGUUUGUAAAAACCGUUACCAUUUAUAAUAAUCAGCCUAUGUGUUUGUGUCAAA
This is a messenger RNA of Aedes albopictus (Asian tiger mosquito), 1855 nucleotides long. RefSeq lists its product as uncharacterized. Bases 494 to 1582 code for a protein of 362 amino acids. The transcript has 2 exons. The record is from RefSeq and is a predicted model, not a curated record. NCBI's taxonomy places the organism in Eukaryota, Metazoa, Arthropoda, Insecta, Diptera, Culicidae.